This is a messenger RNA of Parnassius apollo (apollo), 732 nucleotides long. The record is from the annotation of a GenBank genome assembly. NCBI's taxonomy places the organism in Eukaryota, Metazoa, Arthropoda, Insecta, Lepidoptera, Papilionidae.
AUGAGACCUCAGAAGCGGAAGCAAAGCGAUGACAUGGAGUUUCUUAUGCAAAAAUUCGAAAGUAUUUUUUCUAACUGGACGUCGACCCAGGACGAGAAAUACGCAACACUAUUAGAAAUAAUUAAUACAAUUAAGGACCAAAACACUCAUAUUUCGUCCUCCCUCGAGUUUUUGUCUCAUCAAUAUGACAGUUUAAAAGAUAAAUAUGAUAAUUUACUUCAAGAGAAAAAAGUGGACAAAAUUUAUAUUGAAAAUCUAGAAAAUAAAAUUGAAAUAUUGGAGAGAAACAAUCGUGCGUCAUGCAUUGAAAUAAGAAAUAUCCCGAGUAUAAAAAGAGAAACAGACCAAGAUCUGCAAAAUUUGGUAACAUCGCUUGCAAAUGUGUUAAAAAUUAAAUUGGAACAAACAGACAUACGUAAUAUUCAGAAAAUCUAUACGAAAAUUGGUGGACCAGCUUUACCUAAAAAAGAGGAUCCCUGUACUAAGCAGAUAUUGAUCCUUAUAUCCACAAGUGCAAUAGGCUUAUGUAAUCCUUAUGAUAGUGAUGCAAUUCUUCCGGCCGUUCCUACGCAAGAUGAGAAGGGUGGCCAAGAAGCAACAAUUACUCCUGUGCAAUAUGUGGAUAUGCCGCAAUCUCCCCAAAUAAUUAACGAAGAUAACUCAGAGCUUCCAAUGGAUGAUGUGACCAUGUCGGGAUGUGAAACACAAACACCUAAGGUAGUCAGUUUAUAA